GCUCUAUACUUUCAGACAGCCAGUGUGUGUCGGGGAGAACAUUGCUGUCGUGUUUCUGUGUGAGCGAGAUUGCGUGUGUGUACUAUUAUAUGUGCGUGUUUGCGUGUGUGAGUUAGUGGUUAAAGCAGCCUCUUAGGAUGAGAGGCAGAGAGAGACAGACGGUGUUGUGAUUGAGAGUUGGCAACAUCGCCUCUCUGCCGCCUCACCCAGUCCUCAUCCUGCCCUCCUCUCCUCUCUCUUUCCUCUGGCUCUGAUCUACAACACCGCUGGGAUGUCUUCUUCUCCAGGAUCCAUGGACGGCAGCCAGAGGAAUAGCUCAGAGAAGGUGCCAACCCACGUGAAGGAGGUGGAGCCUGCCCAGGUGAAGCCAAAGGAGGUGGAGCCUGGCCAGUUUAAGCUAAAGGAGGCUGAGCUUGCCCAGGCAAAGAUGAAGGAGAGGCAGAAGUUCUUUGAAGAGGCAUUCCAGCAAGACAUGGAUCAGUACCUGUCCACCGGCUACCUGCAGAUCAGUGAGAGGAGAGGAAGUUUUUCGUCCAUGGAGGUGAACGUGGACAUGCUGGAGCAGAUGGACCUGUCCGACCAUGAGAGCUUUGACGUCUUCCUCCUCUCUGGGGGAGAGGACAACAACGCUGCCUCCCCCAUGCUAGGUCCAGACGUUGACUCGUUAACCACAGAGUUCACCCUGCAGGUUCCCACCCAGGCUGAGCUAGGAAACAAGCUGUCCUCCCUCUCCUCCACAUGCACUGACAGCCAGGACACCGAGGCUGGGGACGAUGAUGAAGAGGAUGAAGGGGGGAGGGAGGACAGCAGCCACCGUCCUGUUGGGGUGCAGAGGUUCCCCCCAACACUGUCCUAGCAGAGAGGCCACCACCCCCCACCCAAAAGCAAGACACUUAAACACUGAGGACAGCAGCUUCCAGGCCACAUAAGGGCCAGAGUAGGAGCUAAGACAAUGAACAGACCGAAACCCUGAGAGGAUGGGAGCUAAGAUAAUAUACAGACCGAAACCCUGAGAGGAUGGGAGCUAAGACACUGAACAGACCGAAACAGAGCAGAAUAUAUGCUAUGCACUGGAUGCAUGGAGGAAGAGAUGCGUAAUUUAUGUUUCCUGUAUUUUCAUCAUUUUCUGUAAAGAAAUAACUCCAUGUUGAACAUUGUGGUUACAGUAUUAUUCCCCCAUAAUCUCUCAACUUGGUCAUAAAUAUUUCACCACCCUGUACUACCAUUUCUCAUACUGAUACCUUAAAAGUUAUUUCAUAAUGAAAUGAAACUGGAAUAGAAUGACCCUGUUUCAUAGUCUCCCUCCAUGAGUCUUGAUUUCUAACUUUUAAAAAAUCCUUCUUUAACCUGUCCCCUCCCCUUCAUAUACACUGAUCAAAGUGGAUUU
Oncorhynchus nerka (sockeye salmon) is the source of this 1387-nucleotide messenger RNA. Its product is annotated as dysbindin-like. Lineage: Eukaryota; Metazoa; Chordata; Actinopteri; Salmoniformes; Salmonidae. The transcript is spliced from 4 exons. The record is from RefSeq and is a predicted model, not a curated record. Bases 272 to 856 code for a protein of 194 amino acids. Gene Ontology annotation, biological process: regulation of synaptic vesicle exocytosis; negative regulation of protein kinase activity; platelet dense granule organization. Gene Ontology annotation, cellular component: plasma membrane; BLOC-1 complex; neuron projection.